Strongyloides ratti is the source of this 1398-nucleotide messenger RNA. Its product is annotated as Concanavalin A-like lectin/glucanases superfamily domain-containing protein. The coding region runs from base 1 to 1398 and encodes 465 amino acids. The transcript is spliced from 2 exons. NCBI's taxonomy places the organism in Eukaryota, Metazoa, Nematoda, Chromadorea, Rhabditida, Strongyloididae. The record is from RefSeq and is a predicted model, not a curated record.
AUGUAUAAUUUAUUUCCUAUAAUAUUUUUUAUUUUAAUAAUAUUUCCAAUAACAUUAGAAUGUUGUGGUGGACUUUCAACUGAUACAAUAUAUAAACUAAGUGGUAGUCGUAUUUUAAAAGGAUAUAAUGAAAAAGAUCCAUUAGGAUCAAUUAUUGGUAUUGGUCAACAAGCAUUAGAACCAUUUUUUACUACAACAAUAUCAUAUACAACAAGUACUAAAGGGAUACAAUCAUUUAUAACAACAGAAAAUAUUCCAUCAAUAAAUUAUUCUGAAGAACUUAAUUGUUCUGAAUUUGAUGAUACAUGUUUAUGGAAAAAUCUUGAUGGAUAUAUGACUGAUGAAAUGGAUUGGUAUCAAGGAAAUGGUUUUUUAAAUGAAAAUAAAUUAUAUGUAGCUUCUGGAACAGAUGAAAAACCAAAAGGAAAUUAUGGUAUUGUUGCAACAGAUAAGGUUAUGUUUCCAACAAAUAAAGCAGUAUUAAUUUCAAGUAUAAUUAAUUGCCUUACAAGUAGUGGAACAUUAAAAUUUAAAUAUUGGACAAGUCCAGAAGUUAGAAUUUUUGUAUGUGUCAUGAGAACAAGUAAAAUUUAUCCAGAUUUUGAUUAUUGUAGUCCUCCAAUUGAAAAAGGAGAUCCAGGACCAGCAAUUAUAUCAAUACCAGAUGUUAAUAAAGAACCAUUUCAAAUAUUUAUAAGAGCAGAAAAUUUUAUUUUCAAAAAUGGUGACUUAGAAGGUGGUUUUGCUAUUUUAGAUGAUAUAGAAUUUGAGGGUGAAAUAUGUGAUAAACAAUCAAAAAGAGCUUUUGAUCCUAUAAUAUAUAAAACAAAUGAAUUAUUUUCAAAAGUCAAUAGAGAUAGUAAAAAAAAUACAUAUGAAAUUGAUGGUGAAAUUAUAGAUAAUGUUUGUGAUAUAUUAACUUGUAAUUUUGAAAAAAAUGACAUUUGUAUUAAUAAUGAUAUAUAUGGUAACUUUAAUAUUGUUAAAGGACAAUAUAAAAAUAUAAAAAAUGAUGCUUCAACUGGUAAAAAAGGUUUUGAGGAUAAAGAGGGAUUUUAUGCAGUUAUUGAAGGACCAAAAAAGUAUAGUCGAUUAAUGACACAAAGUUUUACAUUAGAAGAUGAAAUAUAUUUUAUGUUUAGUUAUCAUAAAGUAUCUCCUUUAGGAAAAUUAAGACUUAUUCGUAAAUUAAAAGAAAAAGAUGUUGAAGAAAUUUUAUUCGAAAGUCCUACAGAAGGUUUUACAACAAAUAAAUGGUUAAAAGAAGGAAGAACUCUUAUACCUGGAGAAUAUAAUUAUAUUGCAAUAGAAGUAGUUGAUUUACCUGAUAAUAGUACUGUUGGAAUUGAUGAGUGGUUCCUUUUAAGUAUUCAUAAAGAUUUAUAUUGUAAUGAAUAA